This is a messenger RNA of Saprolegnia diclina VS20, 4096 nucleotides long. RefSeq lists its product as hypothetical. The transcript is spliced from 9 exons. Lineage: Eukaryota; Oomycota; Saprolegniomycetes; Saprolegniales; Saprolegniaceae. The coding region runs from base 39 to 4019 and encodes 1326 amino acids. The record is from RefSeq and is a predicted model, not a curated record. Gene Ontology annotation, biological process: protein localization to ciliary transition zone; non-motile cilium assembly. Gene Ontology annotation, cellular component: ciliary transition zone.
CGUGGAUCGCGCCGUUACCCAAGGUCGCGUAACGAGCGAUGACCGCGACGCCCACCGAAGCGCCGGUCCCCCAGCCACCCAAGGUUUCGCGCUUCCAGCAGGAUGCGCCCGAGAGGAGCGAAGGCGAUAGUGAUGAUGAUGACGUCGAUGGCAACCAGCGCGCGGGGAUAUCGCCGCUACAGGCGCUCACGGAGCAUGGGUAUCGCGUGCAGAUCAAGACGAGCAUGGACCCCAAGGUCAUCGUGGUGCCGAGCGCCAGGCCAUUGACACAAACCUGCAAGGUUGACGAGGACAUGGAAGAUGGCAUCUACCGAGCGCGCACCAUGGACACGCAUCUCCCGCCCCAUGUCGUGGUCCGCGCGCUGGAGCGCGUCGAGCGCGAGGGCGUCACGUGGAGCGCGAUGGCCGACCCGUUCGCGGCCAGCGCGGUGCGCCCGUCCCUCACGUACGCUCCUUCGACACCCCUUCGCACACAAUGGAGCGACCCCGCAAAGACGCUGCCGGUCUACUCGGAGCUUCUCGUGCGCAUUCCCAAGCUCCAUCUCUCGGACCACCGCCUCAUGACGCUUGAGGACAGCGUCAGCCUUCAGAUGCGCUUCCUCUUCCACGAUUACACAGCCAAGUACGCUGCGAUUGCGAGCUUGGAGCACCGACUCGCGCGGCUUUUGUCGCUUGCGCCAACGGCCUCGACCCAUGACGUGCACGCGGAAGUCGAUGCCUUUGUCGCCAUUGUAACCUGCAUACGGGACGCCUUCCAAGAAGUGUAUCUCAAGUGGAGCGAGCUCAAGGAGCUGCGACAGAAGCAGCAGGCGACGCUGACACCCGUGCUUUUGCUGCUUCGGCCUGUCGACAGCAGUGCGACACUGAAGGUGAUCCAGGACUUUGCGACGCAACUUGAAAGCCGCGAAAGCAUGCACGAGGACCCGCAGCUGGCAACAGCAGUAGGUGCGCUACAAGAGGUGCUAGACGCGCCAAUGUGCUUGGACUACGUGGUACGGCUCUCGAGCGACCUCUCGAUUCUGGGCCAGCCGUCCGAAGCCGAGGCGCUGCGACGCCAGCACAUUCGGCGCGUCCGCAUCCAUUGCGAGCUGCUCGUCAACGGCAACACCGUCAUGGAGACCAAGGCACACGCCCUCUCGUGGCCGAGCUUGAGUGUCGAUUUGAACGAGUUCGUCGCACUCCGCGUCACAGCCAAGCCAACGUCCAUGAGCCUCAGGGUCUACGAGCGCGUGCCCGCCACGGGUGGUAUCUUUUACACCACCACGUGCUGGACGAGCCGGCCGAUCCCGCUCGUCAUGCCCGGACAUGCGUUUGCGACCGAGAUUUGUGCGGCGGGCGCUGCGCCCACGGACGAGUGGUACCAAUUCUGUCACGACGCCAGCAUUCCGCGCGAGGCGUGGAGCCAAAGCUUCCUCUCGUCGGCGUACUAUGCCAACGCCCAGCGGCACACCAAAGGCGCAGUUCACGUGCACUUGAGCUGGAAGACGACGUCGGAUGUGCACAAGAUUCCCGUCAAGCACGCACGGACGAUUCGCCCCGCGUCCGACGCUGAGCGCUGGAUUGGCCAUCGCCCGGAACCGGUCGACGAUGCCACCCAUUUUAGCCAUGAAGCCGCCUUUCAGCACGCUCUCGGGACGCUACCAACCCUCGACCCAAACGCGCCGUCGGACCAAGCAGCGGUGCAGCUCAAGGCAUACCACGCGAGUCGGUCGACGACAGAGCCGCUCGACCUCUUUCGCACUGCGUUGCCAUCGUCAUUUGUGCUGUCGUCGUACACAGGGAAGAGUCAGCUCAAGCGCCAUACGCUUCUGUCGCUACGGGACGACGACCCGCACCGACACGCCAUCUUUGCGACGCCGAUCCCGCUCUCAGAGCACGUGAUCGCUCAACAACCCGCGUACUUGGAUCUCGUUCGCCCCGAGGUCGUUGCGUUCGAGCGGUCGUUGGCCAACGAAGCCAUGCUUGCUGAAACCAAAGAUGGACUCGAGUAUACCAAGCGGCGCCUCGAGCUUCGCCGCCACGAUUUCAUGGAGCGCGUCCGAAGCAACCAUGCGACGCGGGCCCGGGACGACAAGGUCUCUGCGUACGCCCACUUGAGCACGAUCGUGCAAGAGUACCCCCAACCGCUGCUCUUCAAAGGCUGGACACCCGACUUUUCCGGCUGGAGUACGCUCUUUGCCCGCAAGCGCCGACUGCGUCCGACAAGACGGGUCGAAGGUCCCCGCUCCGACUUGGCGGUCGACCGCCCUGACGAGUGCCAAGUGUACAUACAAGUCCAGCGCCUCACCAAUGCCUUUGCACGCCGGGGUCAACCGGUCGAGGCACCACCAAAGCCUGCACGACGGAGGGCGGAUGAUCGCCACUCGGACGGCGACAACAGCGCUGAAGACGACGACGACGACCAGCCUGCAGCGUCAGACGGAAGCGCCAAUCACGUGCUUGUCGAAGUGAGCUUUCAAGGCCACACGCGAGCCACGUCGCCAUCGUCAGGCCUGCAUCCAAUGUGGAUGGAGACGGUCGUGUUGCCCUUCUCGCCGCCGCUGCACGACUGGUCUCCACCAGCGCUCACACGCAUUCGCGACACGAUUACGCUGACCAUCUUUGACCAGGUGCUUGUUGAGGACCCCGUGACCCAGCACAAGGACUUGCAGCGGCGGUUCCUUGGGAGCGUGCGCGUCCCGUUCUCGACCUUGUACCACAACGCCGGCGAGAUCAUCGCACCACUGCGUUGCGUUGUGCCGUACGCGCAUCUCGGCUACAUGCGCCGCGUUGGCAAAGCGUCGCGAUCCAGAGCCGCCGUCGACGAGAGCAACGGGAUGUCGUCGUCAGAUGCCGCGACCUUUCUCAGCGUCAUGAUCAAGACCGACCCAAUACUGGCGGCCCCGACGCCGUCAUCGACGCCAAUCACAAUGCAGAGCGAGCCGCCAGCGUUCAUCCGGUACGCUGAAAAGUACGUGGCGUCCGUUCCUGGCUUGACGCUGCAGCACCUGUUUGUGCCGGCGGUCUCGGGCGAGCCGACGUUCGUCACACGGUAUUUGCGGGCGCAAGCACCACCGGCGGACCUGCAGGGCCAGCCGCUACGCGCCCUCGCGCGCUUUGUGUCGCUGGUGCCCUUUCUUGAGGAUUGGCACACGUACAGCGGUGCCAUUGAUGUUUGGGCAGCGACACAAGACUUCUUGGACACGCAGGUCGGCGACUGGGAAGAGCACGCAGUGUUGCUCGCCAACUACUUCAACUGGGCGGACGACGGCCAGCGACGAGGCAGCACGGUCAAGUCCUAUUUGGUCGUGGGGACCGCGUUGCCCGAAGGCAGCGGCGUGUACGUUGUGCGCUGCACCGCGCAACACUGUACCUUUUGGAAUGCGUGCUCGGGCGUCGCGUACGACGUGCGCGACCUCAAGUGCCCACUGCGGUCCGUGCUGCUUGUCGCGUCAAGUGAUAAUGUCUGGGCCAAUCUGCACCCGACUGGCACACCCUGUCAACUCGCAUGGGAUGCCAUCGAGUCGGACGCACGCGCGUGGAAGCCCUUCUUCACGGCCAUGACCACCAAGGAGUCGCUCGAGGCCAUCUUGCCGUCCGUGCAAGCCGCCACCCCCCAGUAUCUGGCCACGCCACCGUCCUUUGUGCACGACGUCCAAGUCGAGCUGCUCGAAAGCAUCAAGGUUGCGAUUCGCAAGCUCCGGAGCAGCCACUCGACGACGAUCUUCAACAGCGACGUGUCGCAUCAUCUGCACGAGCUACUGACGACGUUGGAGGCCAAGUACAUUGCCAACGACGUUGGCGACGACCACGUGCCAUCCUUGCUCGCCAAGUACCCGCGCUACGACUUUCAUGGUGGGCCGUUCAGCUUUCCGUUCACGGACGUCCAGGGAAUUGUCGACGAGAUGACGCAGACGCACAUUCAUGCGACGACCACGAGCGGCGUCGAGUUUGGCCUUGCGGUGCAUGUUCAUGUCUACCCCAACUUCGUAUUGGCCGUGUGGGUCUACCUCGCGGCCUUGACGCCAACGUACCGCUGAAGGACAGAGAGAUUGAGUUCAAUAACUAGAUUUAAAAAAGGUUAAUUCUUCCUACUGCGCAAUACGCCAUAGAGUAC